GAGAACGGGCCCUUUCGGGCCAACGAAGACGGAAAGACCCUAUCAUUGCAUGACUUCGCGUGGAAUAAAGUGGCGAAUAUGGUAUACAUGGAGUCUCCCGUCUCUACCGGUUUUAGUUAUGAUGAAACCACUAAAGAACCCGACAAUACCGAUGAGUCGACCGCUAAUGACAACUACUUAGCCCUCGAGAGCUUCUUUCAAAAGUAUCCACAUUUGAAGAAAAAUCCAUUUUAUAUAACGGGCGAGAGUUAUGCCGGCGUUUAUAUCCCAAUGUUGGCCACUGAGAUAUUUAAAAGAAAAUCAACCAUCAAUUUGAAGGGAUUGGCUGUUGGAAACGGAUUGCUUAACGCAUUUGAUGAUUACAUGUCGUCAAUUGACUUCGCUUUAGGGCACGGAUUAGUGACCACUGAUUGGUACGCGAAGAAGAUUGAGGCCUGUUGUCAGUCAACGCCCGGCGUUCAACACGAAUGCAAUUUUUUGAAAGCACCGAAUAUGACAAAGUGCAUACAAGUGAUCAGACCUCCCAUUUCUACGCCAAACGCAUACAAUAUAUACGACAACUGUUCUCCAGACCUCUACUUAAAUGCCGUUUACAACAAACACUUUAAGCCUCGUUACGAGAGUUUGGGCAUUAAAAUCAUAUCAAACGCUCAAAACGCGGGGAAAGUGAAUAAAGUAAAGUGUCCUAAGAAUGGUCACACGCCUUACCUAAACCUGCCGGCCGUACGAAAGGCACUACACGUACGAGAAGAUGCCAAACGAUGGACCGGAUGUGGCGGUAACUAUGGUGGAGGCGUUACAUCGCAAGUGAACACAACCAUUGAAUUGAUCCAAAAGUAUAAAAUAGGCAAAUAUGUUGUCUACAACGGAGAUUUCGAUACGGCCUGUACUUUCCUGUUAGGCCAACGCUUUGUUGACGGAAUCGCUGUCAACACGAAUAGCAAAAAGGCUGAAGAUUAUCGUCAGUGGAAAGAGGACGGAACCCCUGACGGAGCAAUCGGUGGUUUUGUUCAACACUACGAAAAUGGUCUGACAUUUGUGUUGGUUCGCGGGGCCGGACAUAUGGUUCCUGAGGAUAAACCAGAGGCCGCUUUGCAAAUAUUUAAGUAUUUGAUCGGCAUUUCUAAGCUUUAA
Molecule: messenger RNA, 1134 nt
Organism: Medioppia subpectinata
Lineage: Eukaryota; Metazoa; Arthropoda; Arachnida; Sarcoptiformes; Oppiidae
Source: the annotation of a GenBank genome assembly